GCGCUUUUUUGCACGCCAGCGUGCGCUGGGGCCGUCGAAGGAGCAGUGUAGCGCCAGCAUCCGUGUUAGGAAUUCAGCGCGGUUCGUCGUGCCAUCGAUCACUUGUGGACUCCAGCUGCAACAGCACCGAGCAACAUGGGCACCGCUGGCAGCGAGCGACGUAAACGCUGGCGGCACAAGGCCUGCCGCAGAUUGCAAGCGCGAACAGCGCUGCGAAACGUCGCCGAGACGUUGAAGCAAGCGCGGCGCGACCCGUCCGACGAAUCGCUGGAACGGCUGCGCGGUGCACUGCUGAUGAUCGAGCGUGCUGCCGCAGCGUCGCCUACGCUUGACGCCGCAGCGCAGAACUGUGCCAGGGCCUACGCCUUGGCGUUGUUCCAGCGCGGGCGCGCGCAAGAAGGCACGGUGAUUCUGCGGCACCGCUUCCCGGACGCGCGCUACCGCCUCGCCGACGACGUGCUGCGGUACGGCACUGCGAAACCGGGCGCGACCAGGUUCGAGAAGGGCUCCGUCGGCGCGUUCGAUGAUGCACUGCCGGAGGCCCUCUUCCGCGCCGUGGCGCGCGCGCUCGCCCCAAAGGGUGCGUUCUGGCCCGCUCACGACUACGACGACGAGACGAGCGGCUUCUUCUCGUACGUGCACUCGCUGGACGAGGAGGGCGUCGUCGUCGAGGCGGCGCGGCGCUUUCGUGAACUCUUCGCCCGGGCCGUGCCGGCCAUCGCGGAAGCGACGGGCAUAGAAUGGUGGACGCACCGCCGGCCGCACGGCGCCGGGCAUCAGCUCCACUUCGACUCGGCGGACGAGGGCGCCGGAGCGGAUGGGCCCGAGCAUCCUCUAUGUUCUGUCGUACUUUAUCUGUCGGAGGCUCGCCUCGGCGGACCGACACUCGUGACCACGCAAUGUUCUGGUGAUAUAGAAAUGCGCUGUCGAGAUGCCGCCGCUUUGGUACCUGUGGCACCGAACCGCGCCGUCUGCUUCCGCGGCGAUUUGUUGCAUUGCGUGGUGCCGGGCCGUGGACCGGCGCCGGGCGGCGAGACGGCGCGGCGCGUCACGCUCAUGAUCUCGUUCUGGCGCCGGCCGCACGCGCGACACGAUCGAGAGGGUGCGCCCCGCGCGGCGAUGCGCUUCCCGACCGACGACGAAGCGUGGACGGCGCCGUUCCGAGCCCGCGUCGACGGCGCCGACGACGCGAAGCCGACGCGCUCGGCGCCCGUGCCGGUGGCGCAGCUCUGGACCGCGGUCGACGCGGCGGCGGACGACGGCGAGACCGUUCCGCUGCCGCCGUACGAGGCUUGUUGGCAGGGAUUUUAA
Pelagomonas calceolata is the source of this 1311-nucleotide messenger RNA. The record is from the annotation of a GenBank genome assembly. Lineage: Eukaryota; Pelagophyceae; Pelagomonadales; Pelagomonadaceae.